Meloidogyne enterolobii is the source of this 582-nucleotide messenger RNA. The record is from the annotation of a GenBank genome assembly. Lineage: Eukaryota; Metazoa; Nematoda; Chromadorea; Rhabditida; Meloidogynidae.
AUGGAUCGUCCUUUUAUUCGUUUGGCUCCAAUUAAAGUCGAAAUUAUUCAUUUCGAGCCAUUAGUUGUUAUAUUUCGUAAUGUUAUGUCCGAUGAAGAAAUUAAAACAUUAAUAAACAUUUCAUUACCAAGUUUGCAUAGAUCUGUGAUUGGAAAUUAUGGAAUUGCUGGACAAUAUGAACCGCAUUAUGAUUUUUCUAGGAAUAACGAAUCUUCAAAGAAUCAUAGUAUGGGAAUUGGUAAUAGAAUCGCAACUGUUCUAUUUUAUUUAACUACACCAGAAAAGGGUGGCUAUACAAUUUUUAAUAAAAUAAAUACAAUUGCUAAACCAUCUAAACGUGAUGCUCUUUUUUGGUAUAAUUUGUUAAGAAAUGGAGACGGAGAUUUAAGAACAAUGCAUGCAGCUUGCCCAGUUUUAAUUGGAGAUAAAUGGGUUGUAAAUUCUUGGAUACGUGAAAGAGGACAAGAGAAUUUUCGUCCAUGUUCAUUAAAAUCACCAACGAUGGAACGUUAUGUUGGAGAUUUAGGAGGUUAUUAUGAAAAUAUUAUGAAAAAAUAUCACCAUAAUUUAAAAAAUGAUUAG